AUGGCAGGUCCUGCAGUGCAGAAGCCGGGCGUCUUGAUGCUUGGCGUCGUCCACCACGCAAAAGCCGAGUUCGGGAAGCUCUCGGAAGUCGCGCAUGUUCAGCAAGUCACCUCCGGUAGCCGGGAGGAGUUUAUCCGCGACUGCGACAGCGGCAAGUAUGACAGUCUUGUUGCAAUCUCGCGAACCUACGACUCCGUCGAGAUAACGGGACGAUUCGACGCCGAGCUCGUUUCCCACCUUCCGUCCUCUCUGAGAUUCAUCUCGCACAAUGGCGCUGGCUACGACCAAAUCGACAUCCAGCCCUGCACCGACAAGAAUAUUUCCGUCUCCAACACCCCCAAGGCCGUCGACGCCGCCACUGCAAACACGGCCAUCUUCCUCAUGCUCGGUGCUCUGCGUCGUGCAUGGAUCCCCCAGCAAGCCCUUCGCGAGGGCAAGUGGCGAGGCGCCAGCCCCCUCGGCCGUGAUCCUCACCACUUGACCCUGGGCAUUCUGGGAAUGGGCGGCAUCGGUACUGCCACGGCACGGCGGGCCGCGGCUCUCGGGUUCAAGCUGCAGUAUCACAACAGGAAGCCCGUCGCUGACAUUGAGAAGCAAUUCGCACCCGGCCAAGUCCCCAGCUACGUCGGCUUCGAGGAGCUGCUCAAGACCAGCGACGUCAUCUCCGUGCAUUUGCCGCUGGGCCCUGCCACGCGGGGACUGAUCGGAUCCCAAGAACUGGGCCGGAUGAAGGACGGGGUCAUCAUCGUAAACACCGCCAGGGGGGCCAUUAUUGACGAGCAAGCCCUCGCCGAAAGCCUCGAGUCCGGCAAGGUCUGGAGUGUCGGCUUGGACGUCUAUGACAAGGAGCCGGAGAUCAAUCCCGGGUUGACCAAGCACCCCGGUGCCUUCUUGCUACCCCAUAUCGGCACUGCCACCGUUGAUACGCAGAAGGAAAUGGAGAUGCUCGUUAUUGACAAUGUGAAGAGUGCGGUGACACGGGGAAAGCUUCUGACACAGGUGCCGGAGCAGAAACCCAUUACGUCCAAGGCGUAA
Molecule: messenger RNA, 1035 nt
Organism: Metarhizium album ARSEF 1941
Lineage: Eukaryota; Fungi; Ascomycota; Sordariomycetes; Hypocreales; Clavicipitaceae
Product: hydroxyisocaproate dehydrogenase
Exons: 5
Coding region: 1-1035 (344 amino acids)
Cellular component (GO): cytosol
Molecular function (GO): hydroxypyruvate reductase [NAD(P)H] activity; glyoxylate reductase (NADPH) activity; NAD binding
Source: RefSeq, a predicted model, not a curated record